Molecule: messenger RNA, 1624 nt
Organism: Bactrocera dorsalis (oriental fruit fly)
Lineage: Eukaryota; Metazoa; Arthropoda; Insecta; Diptera; Tephritidae
Exons: 6
Coding region: 796-1554 (252 amino acids)
Source: RefSeq, a predicted model, not a curated record
CCGCUUUACCCUGCUAAAGGGUUGAGACCGUUAUCACUGCGCAAGCCAUCAUUUACCAGCAGCAGCAGCGGUAGCAUCAACGCUUGUCCACCCCCACCACCCACACCGCACAGCGCCGGCAGCCAUUGCACCAACAACACCACAACCAACAACAACAAUAACUACAACAGCAACACAAACAGCACAGCAACAACAACAACCAAUAGCCAUAGCACAGUAGGCGCAGCCACAUGCAACAAUCACACUAACCAACACAAAGCGAAAGGCAGCGCAGCAACAACAACAACUACAACACAUACAUCAGACGCGCUAGGCACACCGACAGCCAGCAGAAAGGGCAGCACACCAGGCAAUCCAUUGCAGGUGAAAUAUUUCGAAUUCCCACCAAAUCUCGCGCUACUAGCAACCGGUUCAACACCAUCGCUGGCGACAACAACAGCCGUCGCUUUAGCCGCAUCCACCACAAGCACCCCCGCACUCACAUCCGCCACUAAUUCACCCAAACAUUUCUACCAACCACAACAUCACUCACACUAUUACCAACCGCAUUUGCAUCAACAUCAACACCCACACCACCACCACCACCACCACCAUUCCAGCAAAGUCAACACACAUCAACAGUCGCAACAUCAAAUAACACAACAGUCGCGCCAACAUUACCAACACCACCCAAAGCAAUCGCGUGCCGAAUUCGACGCCGAUUUUAGCAGCGAAGCCGAGGAGCAACUAAGCCCACCGUCAGUUCUAAACGAGGGGGGUGUAGAAGUCGUUUUAGCCACGCCACCAGCAAAUAAAAUGGGCCGACGCGAAAUUAAGCGGUCGAACACCAGCGGUUCCACCAUAAAAUCCUACGAUGGUGGUAGCGCAACCACAAAUUUUGUGGGGAAAUUCACGCAGAGUGUCCGUCGCAUUGUACAAGAUGUCAAGGACGAGGGAGCGCCAAGUGGCAUGACACGCGACGAGGUAAUCGAUACGAAUGAACGUUUAAGAGCAUUACGCUUGCGGCUGGAGGAGUCAUAUGAGACGGCUAAGAAAGCACUUAUAACGCUUAUGAAUAAAUAUGGCGAUUCGAAGAGUCAACGUAAUGUGUUCCAGCGUUAUCCAAUGCUAAAGUUGAUGAUAAAAGACGUUAUACGCUUAGAGACGCAAUAUUGGACGCUGAUUGACAUACCCAGGCAGGAGAAGCAAGAGACCGUACCCUCAUAUGUUAUGCGUGCUUGUGCGAUUAUGGAGAAGACACAGAAAUCCGGUGAAGGUGUGAAGACUUCAGCCAAAUUGGCCGAGGAGGCAGCGGAGAAGCGCGAACGCAUGGAGCGUUUGGAAGUUAUGACCACCGCACAAAUCGAACACGAGAACACACAACUCAUAAAUGAUUUAUAUCGACUGCUGAAAAAAUACUUGGGUCUGCGGCAUUUAAUCAGAGUGCUCAAGGAAGAUUAUGGCAGCUCCAAAAUGUAUCCGAUUUUCCCGCGUUACACAAUGCUCAAAGACAUGAUCAAAGGCAUCAUGCACGAUCCGGACUACAUGGAAGUUUGUCAUGAAAUCAACAACUGAAUGGCGCAUUAAAAGCUAAUAGAUGAAAUAAACAAAAAGUAAAGCUAUGAUAGCUAUUGCAUGUAAAAUG